CACCUCUUCAUAUGUGCUCUGUUUGGUUAGCGACCACCGGCAAACCGCAGCUGCACAACCAUGGGUUCAUUAAAAGAUAUUUGAGUGAAUAACGCCGUGUAAACACAAAUAAACUAGUGGCCGAAACCUUUUUUGUUUCAUUUUGUCGCCAUGUCUUACAGAAAGCGCAAAAGACACUACAAGGAUAUAAAGUGUGUUUUCUUUCCGGAUGAAAACGGUUUGCAAAAAGUCGGGGCAGCAUCUCUUUCAUCUGUGUCUUCCGCCAAGAGCUGGGAGAAGUGUGGAGACAGUUUCCUGGACACUCCGGUGAUAAAGAACCUCAAGUCAUCAGGAAGGAAAGUGUCUGACAUAAGAAAGUUAUCACAGUCCUCUGCAUUAGUGCCGACCGGUGCCGACUGUAAUGAAGACCCAGUGCACAUUGCGUGGAGCUCCAGUGACGGUGAACAGUCUGAUGAUGAGACCCAGAAGCAGCAUCUGUCCAGAGUUGUCUCUCAGCAGCAACAGCGUCCUCAGAGACCAGGGAGACCCACGGCUCCCAUUCAGUCUUACACCAGAGCUCUGCGCAUGCUCAGGACUGAUAAAGAUGACCUUCCUGUUAUUGACACAGACAGUGACCUGGAUGAGUCUGAGGAAGAUGCUGAAAAGGACAGUGGGCAACAAAUCUCUGACUGCGAGUCAGAGUCCUUUGAUGACAAACCGGAAGAUUUACCUUUUAAACCUACAAAUAUGACUGAGCUGGAGAUCUCAGGCUACGUGUCUGACGGCGAGAAUAAUAGCCACACAGUGACAUCGAGCAGACUCGAGAGCUUUCCUCUCCAAACUGGUGAGGGCAGCAAAAGGUCAGUCAGUGACUGGGUCAGAUCUGCUCAGGCGAUGCUGCAGACACCUCAGAAACCGCUCGCUAGGCAGUCCAAGACUCCUGAAGACUCUGCCAAGAAGAAAAGGAAAUUUGAAAGCGGAGGUCUUGCUGAGAGGCUGAAUCGACUCCAGUGCAGACAGAGGUCAGCUGUUAGCUUCUGGAGGCACAAGUCCAUCUCUGACACCUCAACGACAACAGUGGACAGGCCUGGCGUACUAGUGCUGGAGGUGCUGGAGGUUCAAGAGGAGUGCAGCAUGCAACUGGCGCUCUGUGAGCACCACCAGCCCCCCGGAGAGGGUCACCAACACAAUGACCCUGUCUCUGAGGAGAGAGCUCGUAUGCUGGUGUUAUUCAACAGAGAGACUGCAGCCCAGCUGAUCCCCGCACCCAGAGACAUCAUCCACAUAUACCCACCAUGGCAAAGUCUUUCCAUAGAGGGUGUCAGCUAUGAUAUUAUUCUGAACACACACUUCAGCCAGAAAGUCUACUCUGCUUCCAAACAAGCCAACACGUCCACUCCUAGAGGCCUGCACUCAGCAGAGAGGUGCAAUGCGUAUUCUCUGUGUAAAACGUUUGGACUGCUAGAGGUAUGCAGGACCACAGAGGAGAACAAUGCCAAACAGGUUGCUGCCUCCGAUGCUCUGUACAGUUUCGGAGGUUCUUCAGGAGUUUUCACACGACACUGCCUUUCUCUCCUGGAAGCUAUCGAGGGACUGGGCCAAGCUGGCGCUGUAGGGCAGGACGUUGAAGUGGUGGUUCAGAGAGUUUACUCAAUCCCUGUGCCUGACAGCUCUCCCAUGUCCAUCCUUAAGCCUAGACUUCACUCCAGGUCCUCCUCAGCGCCUCCUCCUGCAGAAAAAGGCAAAACCAGGCUCUGUGUCCUUGUCCAGGACAGCUACGGGAUGUUCAGUGUGGUCCAGCUCCACCUCCUGCCUUGCAAGGACGACCUCCGGCAUUACUGUCACAUGUGGCAGGGGAGGACUUGUGUGCUGAGAGGCAUUAAAGUGGUGCAGCGGGUCACUCGAGAAAGGCACACCAGGCUUUUCAGCUUGAUAGACAGUCUGUGGCCUCCAGUGAUGCCUCUUAAAGAUCAUGGAUCAACGCCCUGUAUGUCCACUGAAAGUAGACCUGCAGGUCCAGCUCCGAGUUUCUGCUACCUGCUGUCUGGUCAGGAGAGCUCGGUUGAACCCGCUGAGGUGUCGCAGCUUUACCUUCCUCCCACAACACAAACCUUGCGAGACAUGCUGCAGAGUGAGCUUAAAACCUGUCGCUGCAGUUUUGUUGCCACUGUUGUAUACAAGAGAAUAAUGCAGAGCAGUGAUGUAGGCCAGGGUGAGGUUUGGUUGGUGCUGACAGACCCUAGUCUUCAGGAGGAGCAGCCCGAUAGACCUUGCAGGCGAACAGUGGCCCUGUGUGUGAAUACUUCCUGUGUGCUCACUUCCGCUGUCCUCGAAGCACUAAAUUCCCCUGCUGCCUGUUGUGUGUCAUUCAGAGAUGCCAUCAAAGAACAUGGUGUUCUCCUUUGUGUGGAGCAGUCGGUUGUUCAGAUAUGCUCUGUAGAUCCUGAAGGCAACCUUGAGCUCUCAGCCAAGCCAGAGUCACGUUCACAGUCGCUGGCUGAGCCUCAGGCAAAGACCCUGCCCCAACCUGUGAGACUGGAUCCACUGAGUCCUGAGAUCACGCCCAACUCCCUCUGCUCUCUCACAGGAGUGAUAGUUGGUGUGGAUGAAAACACUGCUUAUUGCUGGCCUGCCUGCAACCACUGUGGAAGUGACAGCUUAGAGAAGUUAGCUGAAAGGCCCGAAAACUUCCACUGUGUUUCGUGUAAGUCAGUGGUGGACAAGCCGAACACAAGGAUUCAACUGGAAGUGUUCCUGAGUUCCCCAUUAAGUAACUGCACUGUGAAGGUUAAGCUGCAGCAAAAGACAAUCAUGUCCAUCCUGAACGCUGCAGCACUGGAGGGUAAUGAGUUCCCAGGUUACGAUGUGGAGAAUGUCCUGGGAAAAGAGGUGGGUCCCCUCGCCGUUUACGCCCGAGUCGUCACCAGGAAACCUGCCCUCUGGAUCGGCCUGGAAGAAAUCUGCCUCUGAGGCUCUCAGGGCAAGUAGCUAAUGAUAUCAAUCCUCAGGCUUCAGCUGGCUCCAAGGAUCUGCACACUAGGCCUUGGUCUCCCCCGCCCCCCCCUCCCUCUGAAGGCCUCCCUGACAGCUUGAGGCUGUGCCGAAGUGAAUGGGA
This is a messenger RNA of Morone saxatilis (striped sea-bass), 3094 nucleotides long. RefSeq names its product scaffold protein involved in DNA repair (gene spidr). Gene Ontology annotation, cellular component: nuclear chromosome; nucleoplasm. Gene Ontology annotation, biological process: regulation of establishment of protein localization to chromosome; double-strand break repair via homologous recombination. The record is from RefSeq and is a predicted model, not a curated record. NCBI's taxonomy places the organism in Eukaryota, Metazoa, Chordata, Actinopteri, Moronidae. The transcript has 20 exons. The coding region runs from base 151 to 2949 and encodes 932 amino acids.